AUGCCUGCACAAAGCCAGCAAAAGCGCAGAUCAGCCACUCAGGCCCCGGACAAGCCAGCCAAACGCACCAGAGUCUCACGAGCAUGCGACCAGUGUCGAGUUGCUCGUGAAAAGUGUGACGGCGGUCAGCCAACAUGCUCCACUUGCUUGACGUCGAAGCGAGGUUGCACGUAUACGACCAACCCUAAGAAACGAGGUAUUCAGCCUGGUUACAUCCGUGUUCUUGAGCUGGCGCUUGCCUCGUUGUUCCAACAAAAUCCUGAGACCGAGAAGUACCUCAACGAUAGGUUAGCGAAAGAAGGACUGUCCUCGCUCUUGCUUAGUCGCGAUUCCAAAGAUUCAAAUAAGUUGCACAGGCAAUGGCGUAAGACGCGGUUCAACAGGGACGUCGACACUCUUUUGUCGGGAGGAGAGCCGUCACGGCACGAGUCCGAUCCGCCAUCACCACAGGGUGACGAGGACAAUUCGGACGUCGAUGAGUCCGUGCCGGCUCCCACCAUUGUCAAUGAGAACUUCAAUCAAGUGCUACCCUACGACCUGGUCUCCCCGAGACCAUCAGUUCACCAGACAUCAGCAUUGCCAGUGCAGCCGGCGAGAGAUUCUCUGUUGAUAUCGCUCCCCCCAGACAGUUGGAAGCUGUUCGAGACGUAUUUCACCUACACCCAGUGUUGGCUCCCGAUGUGCGAAAGAAGCGACAUAUUGAAGCUCUCGUAUUCAUAUCCUGCGUCAGGCAUGCACCUCUCUUUCGAUACACCGGACAUUGGCUCUCACGCAGAGCUUUGGAGUAUAUUGGCUGUAGCAUCGACUCACGAAGCAAGCAGUACAAGUCCCACCAGUCUACCUAGCCAAGGUACAAUGACAUCGAAGCAACUAUACGACACGGCUAGAUCCCUGAUUCCCCACGAACUCGGCGCUUUCGAUCUUGGGCACGUUAAAGCGCUCCUCAACCUCGCAAUAUUCAGCAUUGCUCAGUCGCUGGCCGAAGCUGCUUGGUGCUUGGUGGGCUACGCUUCACGAGUACUUGAAAGCGUAGAUCAGGCCUCCUUGAUACCCAGUACACGGCGAAUGCACGUGUUUGGAGGCUGCCUCGUUUUGGAUAGUAUGCUCGCUUUACAAUUGGGAAGACGUCCGUACUUCAGGAAAGCCGACAUCGAGCAGCUGGGACGGAUCGACGAGGACGGUCUCGAAGAAUGGCAGCCGUGGUCCGGUGGUCUUAGCCACACCUCCCUGCAACAAUCAAGAACACCACUUCUAGCUUUCAGCAGCUUUCGGCACCUUCUCGACAUACUCGACAUACUGGUCACCAAUGAGAUCCCUUCCUACCCAGGCCUUCCGCUGCCGGACACGGACAUGAUUCAACGAUUGAACAACUGGAAGACAUCAUUGCCACCUAAACUCGAUUACCUACAAUCGGAAGCUGCCCAAACGCCUCUUACUCCACCUGCCGUGUUAUUGCAGCUCACAUAUCAUUGUACUGCACUUUCCUUAAUGCCAACACAGCUUUGGCUGCAGCGCAUUUUAGGAUUGCUUGAGCCUUCACCUGACCGGCUGGGUCUGACAAGCUUACCACCAGUUGUACACUGUCUUAUGGGAAUUGUAAAACGACACAGUACUCAUUUUCUAUCCGAUCAGGCACUGCGAACGCGAAUGCAGAAGCUCCAGGCCGACAUUGAUCGGACCUGGCGGAAGACCAUACCUGAUGUCCGGUCCCCUCCGUUGCACUCAGGACAAAUAGUCGCCAUCAUGCAGAUGCCAACACCUGACUCGAUCCAUCAUUCUCUUUCCAACAGUCACGCAACGGGCCAGGUCGCAGGUACCAAAGAAAUGCGGAGUUCGCAGGCUCAAGGCGAUGGGAGCAUUCCAGACGUGCUGAGUGCAAACGCAAAUCAGCAACUCGAGUCGUUCCUCAACGCGUCUCGCCCAUCACAGACUGAUCCUCGCUAUCCGGAUAUCCCAGGAGACGUUGAAAGCUUUUUCGACGACCUGGCCUCUCUCGACACUACAAACAAACUGGAGAACCAGCCACAGUUUAUGCAAAAUCUGGGUUUUGCUCCCGAUGCAAGCAUGGCCGAUCUGUUCAGCGAUUUCAUCCCAUUACAAACCUCAACAUUCCUUGGGCAGGAAUCUGCCAAUCUUGGCCACCUAGAUCACUAUAGCUUUUACAAUGCUAGCUGA
Ascochyta rabiei is the source of this 2175-nucleotide messenger RNA. RefSeq lists its product as uncharacterized. The record is from RefSeq and is a predicted model, not a curated record. NCBI's taxonomy places the organism in Eukaryota, Fungi, Ascomycota, Dothideomycetes, Pleosporales, Didymellaceae. Bases 1 to 2175 code for a protein of 724 amino acids. Gene Ontology annotation, molecular function: DNA binding; DNA-binding transcription factor activity, RNA polymerase II-specific; zinc ion binding. Gene Ontology annotation, biological process: positive regulation of transcription by RNA polymerase II; DNA-templated transcription. The transcript has a single exon.